Molecule: messenger RNA, 1752 nt
Organism: Lathyrus sativus (Indian pea)
Lineage: Eukaryota; Viridiplantae; Streptophyta; Magnoliopsida; Fabales; Fabaceae
Source: the annotation of a GenBank genome assembly
AUGACUACUCACAAACUUUCUCCAUGUUUUCAAGCUCCAAUCUGCAACUCAUUCAGCAUAUCGACGAUUUCGGAGCUGUUGAGUAAACAGCACUGGUCAGAGAUCAAACCUCAUCUAAGGCUAACCAAACCUGCAACAUUUUUAGAUCAAUUACUUAAUUCCGGUAUCGAUUCCGACCUUGUUUAUAGGUUCUUUAAUUGGUCUCAGAAAGAGUUUAAAUUUUCAUUUGAUCUUGAACCAACUGCCAAAGUUUUAUAUUCUCUAGCGAAUUCGAAAAGGUACUCUAAAGUUAGGUCUUUUCUGGAUAGUUUUGUUAAAAAUAGGAAACAUACGGUUUCAUCUGUUUUUCAAUCCCUUUUGUUGGGCGGUCGUCGAUCCGGUGCUACUGUUCUGAUAAUCGAUAUGUUGGUGUUAGCGUAUGUUAGAAAUUUGGAGUUGCAUUCUGCUUAUGAAGGGUUUAAGCGAGCUCAAGAUUAUGGAUUUAAAUUAUCGCUGACUUCGUGUAAUCCGUUGUUGAAUGCUUUGGUGAAGGAGAAUAAAAUUGGUGAUGUGGAGUAUGUGUAUAAGGAGAUGAUAAAGAGAAGAAUUCGACCGAACUUGAACACGUUUAAUAUUUUCAUUAAUGGUCUUUGUAGAGGUGGUAAGUUGAAUAAGGCGGAGGAUGUUAUUGAAGAUAUGAAGGCGUGGGGAGUUUCGCCGAAUGUGGUUACAUAUAAUACUCUUGUCGAUGGUUAUUGCAAGAGGGGCGGUGCUGGAAAAAUGUACAAAGCUGAAGCUAUUAUAAAGGAGAUGGUUGAUAAUAAAAUUUGUCCGAAUGAAGUUACUUUUAACACUCUUAUUGAUGGGUUUUGUAAGGAUGAGAAUAUGUUGGCUGCAGAGAGGGCUUUUGAAGAGAUGCAAAAGCAAGGAUUGAAACCUAAUACAGUUACUUAUAACUCGCUGAUAACCGGUCUUUGUAAUAACGGUAAGCUAGAAGAGGCGGUUGAUUUGUGGGAUAAGAUGGUUGGAUUGGGUUUGAAGCCAAAUAUUGUAACUUAUAAUGCUCUUAUAAAUGGGUUUUGUAAGAAGAAGAUGAUGAAGGAAGCAAAAAGGGUUUUUGAUGAUAUAACCGAGCAAGAGUUGGUUCCCAAUGCUAUAACAUUCAAUACUAUGAUUGAUGCGUAUUGUAAGGAAGGGAUGAUGGAGGAAGGGUUUGCACUGCGUAGUUCAAUGCUUGAUAAAGAGAUUUUGCCGAAUGUUUCAACCUAUAACUGCUUAAUUGCAGGCCUGUGCAGGAAACGAGACUUACAGGCUGCAAAAGAGCUUCUAAGUGAAAUGGAGAACAAUGGUUUAAAAGGCGAUGUUGUAACAUACAACAUCUUGAUAGACGGGUCCUGCAAAAUAGGAAAAUCAAGAAACGCAGAAAAGUUACUUAAUGAAAUGAUCAACCUUGGUUUGAAACCUAAUCAUGUGACAUAUAAUACUUUGAUGGACGGUUAUUGUAUGGAGGGGAAUCUUAAGGCAGCGUUGAACGUGAGGACGCGUAUGGAGAAAGAACGAAAGCAGCCGAAUGUUGUUACUUAUAAUGUAUUGAUUAAAGGGUAUUGUAAAAUUAACAAGCUAGAGGCUGCAAAUGGUCUUCUUAAUGAGAUGCUGGAAAAGGGUUUGAAUCCAAACCGUAAUACAUAUGAUAUAGUAAGAUUGGAAAUGUUGGAGAAAGGCUUUAUUCCUGAUAUAGAAGGACACUUGUAUAAUAUCUCUAGCAUGUCUUAA